Molecule: messenger RNA, 3762 nt
Organism: Dermochelys coriacea (leatherback sea turtle)
Lineage: Eukaryota; Metazoa; Chordata; Testudines; Dermochelyidae
Gene: ARMC5
Product: armadillo repeat containing 5
Exons: 6
Coding region: 39-3659 (1206 amino acids)
Biological process (GO): anatomical structure morphogenesis
Cellular component (GO): cytosol
Molecular function (GO): protein binding
Source: RefSeq, a predicted model, not a curated record
CCUUCCCCCGCUGCUCUUGCCCUUGGGCCUGUCCCGCGAUGGCCGCCGCAGCCGGGGGGAGCUGCCCCGCCGAGUCGCUGGGCUACUGCCUGGCCCAGCUGCGGGGCGGGGCCGAGCCCGGGCUGGGCCGGGCCCUGUUGGCCCUGCGGACCCGGCACAUCAAGCAGCCCGGCGGGAUCGAGCGGUUCCGGGCCCGCGGGGGGCUAGGGCCCCUGCUGGGGCUCCUGGCUGGGGCCCUUCGGCCCCGCCGCACCCUCGACCUGGCCCUCAGCAUCCUGGGCAACUGUUGCACCGAGGGGGGGAGCCGGGCCCAGGUGCGGGAGCUGGGGGGGAUCCCCUCGCUGGUGAUGAUCCUGAAAUCGCUUGGAGUCGAAAGUAUCCACAACCGGACAGCACGGGCCCUGGGCAACCUGGCCAUUGAUGUAGAGAACCUGCAGGCUAUCCAUGAUGCUGGCGCGGUGCCACCCCUGGUUCAAGUCCUUGCCAGCUCCCAGGACAGCGAGUGCCUACAGAGCGUCAUUCGGGCCCUGCGCAACCUGGGCGCCACCCCAGCGCACCGCCUGGCCCUGGCCCAGCAGGGGGCAGUGCGGGCCAUCUCCGAGCACCUGGCUGCCAGCCCCGAUGACCCUGCCCUGGCUGCUGCGGCUGCCCGGGCCCUGCUAGAGCUCACCAAGGGCUGCAGCCGGGACUGCGCCGAGCAGCUGAGCCUGGGGGGCGGGGUGGCACCCCUGGUGGCAUUAGCCGGGCACAGCAAGCGGGCAGUGCGGGAGGCGGCCGUCUCAGCGCUCUCCAAUCUCUGCCUGCAGGGGAUGCUGCGGCCGGCCGUGGGCAACGCUGGAGGCGCGGCGGUGCUGGUGGGGGAGAUCCAGCGCCGGCGCGGGGCGGGAGCCACCGGCGCCAUCCUGCAGCCCCUGGUCAGGGCUCUGUGCCUGCUAUGUCGGGAGGCCAUGAACCGCAGCCGGGUGCGGGAGGCCGGCGGGCUGGAGCUGCUGCUGGCGCUGCUGCAGGAUGGGCGCCAGCGAGGCUGCCACGCCCGUGUGGUCAUGGCCUUCGUGGCCUUCUUCUACGACCAGGAGGCGCUGGAGGUUCUGCAGGCCGGCGGGCUGGUGGCCCUGCUGGUGGGGCGGCUGGUGGCCCAGGGCCAGUGGGCUGCGCACUGCGAGGAGGAGGAGAAGGAAGAGGAGGGAGAAAGCGAGGACGAGCGGGACGCUGCCUCGUUUGACUUCCCCCCCGAGGGGCGACGGGAGAGCGGGGCACCAGAAGGGGAGUCGCCCAGCUUCCAGAGACUCAGGUCCUGGCUGCUCUCUGAGGGUUACAUUGCCAGUCCCGGCGACCUCUCCCCGCAGUGGUCCCCCGACGGCUCCCUCAGCCCCACUCUCGAGCUGCAGGACGACACACUGGGGCCUGGCCGGCUGCCUGUGGGGCUGGGCUCACCCACCUGCUUAGCUCCUCCGUCGCUGGAGCCAGCUGCCAGGGUGCAGUGCGUGGCACCCGGGGCAGAGCUGGACUCAAUUGUGGCUGACGGAAGCCAUGUGGCAGAGACGCCAGGUGCUGAGGCACCAGUCCUGGCACGUUUGGCUAUAGCCGAAGCUGCCACACACCAUCCAGCAGGGUUACUGCCAGCUGCAGCACUGGAUUUAGCUGCCAGGCACCAUACAGCAUUGCCUAAUCCAGCCAGGAAGGGUGAGCACAGCGCAGCCCCCAUGGCGCUGCUGGCUACACCAAAGUCCACUGGGACCAAGAGAGAUCAUCCAGUGCAGAUUGCCCCGGAUGCUGCCGGCACCGCCUGGAACCUGCAGGCUCAGUUGCCACAGUCGGCGACUCCGAACGAGGAGCUCUCGCCAAACGUCGCUCAGACUGACUUGCAAAAUCCAGCACAGUUCCCGGCUGCAGCAGCCACCGAAGAGUUGUGUCCAGGCACCCUGGUUUCAGCCGGGCCUGGCUGGCACGUCUUGGCAUCAUCAGACGAGCCAGGUCCAGCGCUGGCACUGCCAAUACCCGCCGGGGCCAGCCAGUCCGAUCGGGCACCAAGCCCUGUUCCCGAGCGUCUGCGUCUGGUGUCGCCAAUUCCCGCCGGGGCCAGCCGGUCCGAUCGGGCACCAAGCCCUGUUCCCGAGCGUCUGCGUCUGGUGUCACCAAUUCCUGCCAGGGCCAGCCAGUCCGAUCCGGCACCGAGCCCAAUUCCCAAGGAUAUACGUCUGAUUUCUCCGAUUCCUACCGGGACUGAGCAGCGCUUCCUUGCCGAUGACUUCCUGGAGCCCCAGCCCACUGCUUUUUCCUCGCGGCGCCGUGGCAAAUCACGUCCCCAUCCGGAUAUGGCCCCUUCCACGCCGGCUCUCUUCCAUCCCCCAGGCGAGGCCCUGGCCCCGCAGUUCUUGCUGUGGGGUGGGGAGGAGGAGCUAUCAGCCCCCGAGGCACCUGCCCUGCUGCUGCUGUCCCGGUUCUCCCAGGCUGAGGACCCCAGCCGCAGCCUGGUGACGGGCCCGGUGCUGCGGGGGCUGCUGACCUACGUCACCGGAGCUCCCGCCCCGUUACCCCGCUGCCUGAGGCUGCUGCAUCGGCUCACGUGCAACCCCAUCUGCCUGGAGGCCUUUGUGCGCUGCUACGCCCCUUCCCUGCUGCGGGCCUGGCUGGUGUUGGGCAUUCCCCCAGAGGAGGCUGUCGCCGUGGGACAUGAGACCCCCAGAAGUCCAGACAGCAGGCACCAGGCUGGCAGGAAGUUCAAGGGGUUGGGCGAGACCCUGCUGUGCAAUCUAUGCGUCCAGGCUGAAUCGGCCUUCGGGGUGGGCGUCCUCACCCACAUGCUGCUCUCGGGCGCUGAGGCCGAGCAAGUGUCCUGUGCCGUGGCCCUGCCCCUCAUCUGCAGAAAGAAGUCCCUCUGCCGGAAGCUGCUCCUGGAGCAUUCGGGCCUGCGCCUCCUGCUGGCUGCGUUGACAAGUGGUGCUGACCUGCCCUUCACCUUCUACGCUGUGGACUCUCUCUCCCUGCUGCUGGGGGCUGCCGCCCCCCUCCCCGCCCCUCCUGCCCCCAAGCGCUCCCGGCUGGCAGCCUCCCCGCCGUGCCCCUACGAGCGCCUGGUGAAGGCGGGCGUGGCGGACCUGCAGUUCCGGCUGGACUCGGGCGCCCUGGUGCUGGCCUCGCGCCCGGCUGCGUGCGCCGGCUCCGACGUCCUGCGGGCCAUGCUGGCGGGCGGGUUUGUUGAGGCACGCCAGGCCCUGGUGCCCAUCCAUGGGGUGGCACCUGCCCCCUUCCUGGUGCUGACCCACUUCCUGCAUGGCUGCCGGGGCGAGCCGUGCCCGGCCCUCGGGGGCUUAUUCCCGCCCGGCGAGGGGGAGUUGGCGGAGCAGACGCUGGCGGUGGCCGAGCAGUUCCUGCUGCCCGAGCUGCAGGAGCUGGUGGAGGAGGCGUUGUGCCGGCAGCACCUGCGCCCUGGCGCCGGCCCGGACCAGCUGUACCGGCUUGCGGAGCGGCUGGGCCGGGGGCGGCUGCUGCACCGCUGUGCCCGCUACGUCCUGCUGGGGGCGUCGGAGGAGCCCACCGGCCGGGCGGCCGUGCUGGUGCGGAUCCUCCGAGUCACCGGAGACCCCAAGGGACUGGCCCAGGAGCUGCUGGAGGUUGCCAUGGAGACGCCAUGGGGAAUGGGCACUGAUGGGACCUAGGCUAGGGGGCUGGCUGAGAGCACCGCCCAUGCCCCUCUGGGUGGGGGGGCUGGGCUUAGGGCACUCUGUACCCCUCUGGGUGGGGGGCUUUUGGAACAGAGGA